Funneliformis mosseae is the source of this 335-nucleotide messenger RNA. The record is from the annotation of a GenBank genome assembly. Lineage: Eukaryota; Fungi; Glomeromycota; Glomeromycetes; Glomerales; Glomeraceae.
GUAAAGUGAAGAUAGUUGGAGAUAAAAGCCUUAGAAAACUCGUUAACAAACAUCAUCGAAGGUGGAAAGAAAAAUAUCCCUCUGAGAAAUAUCCUCUAGAUUCAAAUAUAUUUGAACGUAACAUGUUGAAUUUAAUCAAACCCGGACCAAUUCCAGGCUUUGACUCAGCAGAACAUGGGUUAGUUGAGGAUAGAAGAUCAAUUUCAAGCUCUUCAACACAAAUUGCCUCACAUAACAAUAUUCGACCGCCAUUAAGCUACACACAAGCUAGUUUUUCGGAGUUAUCAUCGCAUGGAUCUCUUCUAGACGAAGAUAAAACGCAUGAAAAGAAAAAA